CUCAUCAUAAUCGAAGAGCGAUCAUCCACAGAAAGAACACACAAUCGCGAACGGGUCCGUGUGGAAUGUCUUUUCAUCGUCCAAGUUUGUAGUUUGAGUUUUCUAGUUUUGAUUCAACAAUACGCGUUCCAUUUGGCUGCGAACUCGUACAUUCAUCCCGGAAAUACCAGUGUGGACAUCGAUCGGUCUGAUUUGCACAAGUUCUGAGGCAGUUUUCUUGAUCUGAAUUUCGGAAGCAAUCAUUUUGUGUGACAAAAGAGAAGAAAAAUUUUGCAAACGCGAUUAUGUGAUUGCCAUCGUCGCCCAGUGUGUUGUGUGUGUGAGAGAGCAGCAGUACCGUGAUUCUUUUUCUCGCUCAUUGGUUCGUUCGUUUUUCGAUUUUGUCGGGAAAGUCGGGGGACCAACGAGAAAAUAAAGGCAAAGGCCCCAUCGCGAAUAGUUGCGUAUCGAAAAUUGUGGUGAAAAUUCACGCUGAAAUCUCGCACGGGUGGGAAGAACGUGAGAUAGUGAAGAAAAUUGGUCAAGCAAGAGCGUGAACCGCAGGUGAAAGGUGCAAAGCAGAAAAUAAUCACCUUUUGGGUGACACCACCGUGAGGAGGACCAGCAGCAGGAAAAAAGUAAUAAGAACAGUACUACACACACCGUUGUUGGAGCAGAGAAGGAAAAGAAGAAGCAACAGCACAGUGUCCCCAAAUAUCUCGAGUACAGUGCUCGAGAGUGUGUGCGUGCGUUUGUCGCAGUUGUGUGUGUACGCGCGGCCUCGAAGUGAAAAAUAAUGAGUCGCCAUGAAGGUGUGAGCUGCGAUUCGUGUCUUAAAAGCAACUUCCGAGGACGUCGUUACAAAUGUUUGAUCUGCUACGACUAUGAUCUGUGCGCCAACUGUUAUGAAGAAGGAGCAACCAGCACACGACACUCUGCAGACCACCCAAUGCAGUGUAUACUAACGAGGUCCGACUUCGAAUUAUACUAUGGCGGAGAAGUUCUCACACCAGAUCAGCCACAGUCAUUUACCUGCCCGUAUUGCAAACGAAUGGGACUCAGUGAUUCGGCUCUACUGGAGCAUGUCAGCUCCGAUCACACCGACACCGGUCUGGAGGUCGUUUGUCCAGUAUGUGCAGCACUACCCGGCGGUGAUCCAAACCUGGUGACAGAUGACUUUGCCGGACAUUUGAGCUUAGAACAUCGGAGUGGUGGAUCGCGGGAUCUCAUCUCGUUUCUGGAUGAGCCUUCCGCUAUCCGGCAUGGAGGAGUACGAAGGAUGCCACAUUCUGGUCGUGCACUGGGAGGACCUCGAUCGAGACGAUCUAAUAUGCACUUCAGCUCAUCAGGAGGAGGUCUCUCCACAUUGUCCCCCUCAGGACGUGAAUCAGUGGACCCCAUUGCAGAGCUCCUACAGCAGUUGUCCAGCGUCCGUCGGGGCGGUGCCCCGCAGCCGUCGCAGCUUCAGCAGCUUCAGAUGCAAAUUCAGUUGGAACGACAGCAAGUAACCGCCGCUCGUCAGCAGUUGGAGCGAUUACCGCGACGCCAGCAGCAACCAGUAGUGUCCUCUGCGACAAAUGCAACCGGUGGCAGUAAUGCGGCUGGUAAUGCCAGCACAUCGUCGCAACAAUCGUCCAGUUCGAUUAUCACACUCAAUGCCACGGGUUCCCGUGAUGCACCGAUCGCAUCGUCGUCCUCGCUACCGAUGGUAUCAUCCGGCAUUGGCACGUGCAACAUCCUUGGUGGCGUGUCAGCAGCUGCGGCGGCUGCGGCCGCCCAACAGCAAUCGCAGUUCUUGAUGGCACGCUUUAUGGUAUCGAGCCUAGAUGAUGCCGAGUUAGCACAAUUGGAGCGUGAUAGGGCUGACAGAUCACAAUUCGUUCAAGCUUUAAUGUUAUCAACCAUCGCCAACAUCCAGUCGUUUAAUAAACCCGCAGAUGAAGACGUGACCGAUGAGUUAAAUUCAUUAAGUCUAGGUAUUGGGAGUAACAACAAUAGUACCGUAAAUAAGAAUGUAAAAAAAUCUACCGGUAGCGAUGCCGAUGAUCAGGAUGGUGCAGCAAAUUACAACAACAGUGGAAAGGACGAAGGCAAUUGUGAUAAUCUAAAGCAGGUUGAAAGUGAUAGCAGCUUGGCGGACGAGCUGCAGAGUUUGCAUGCUCCACAGGUGCUACCGCGCGGUGGCCAGGGUCAGCAACACCCAGGGAAAGGAAAAUCUUCAUCUAAAGCUAUGGCUGGUGCUGGCGGAGGAGGAGGUGGAGGUGGAUGUAUCGAUAGACGCUCCCGUCAGCAACAGCAGGCAAAUGCUGCCAAAGCUCGUGAAUUAAAACAGGCCAACACUUCAGCCAAUACACCGUCAUCGAUGUCGUCGAAACACGUUCCCGAUUCUAGGUAGUGUUGUAUAGCAAACAUUAUUGAAAAUCACAGAGGUUAAAAUAAUCAAGAUUAUUAUCAUUAAAAUUGUACGGAUAAUUCACGCAGUAACCGCAAAUGGGGGCGAGAAGAGACUUUAAAGGAAAACUACGAAUGAAAAAUAAAACACUUUAAUUAAAUUAAAAAUAUAAAAAAGCAGAAUAUAAUUGCAAAACUAUAUUACACCUUAGGCAUUAUCAUUACUGGAAACAGACAAACAAGUAAAUAGAAAACAUUAUACCAGAAAAAAACACUACUGCUAAAUAAUAUGUAUGGAUACCACAAAAAGUCAUCAGUACGUUCUAAAUUCUACUUACUCGAUCGAGAACGAAGGCUUUGUCAGUGUGUUGAAAAUUAACGUAGUGUCAAAACACUAUCCUUUGUCGGAAGGCUGAACCGAUGAUGAAGAAGAAAACGAAGAAUUGCUGUUCGCAAGAAGUCUGUUACUCGAAAGCGUGGUUACGCGAUCCGAUAGGAAAUCAAACUGCAAGGUGUUGUUUCUU
Messenger RNA from Ochlerotatus camptorhynchus, 2894 nucleotides. Its product is annotated as E3 ubiquitin-protein ligase KCMF1-like. The transcript has 5 exons. The coding region runs from base 776 to 2374 and encodes 532 amino acids. Gene Ontology annotation, molecular function: zinc ion binding. The record is from RefSeq and is a predicted model, not a curated record. Gene Ontology annotation, biological process: synaptic signaling. Gene Ontology annotation, cellular component: plasma membrane. Lineage: Eukaryota; Metazoa; Arthropoda; Insecta; Diptera; Culicidae.